AUGGAAGUCUUGACAGCCAGAAAUCCAACGAAUAAUCCCGCUAUUGAAACGCUCAAAUAUCUCUGUCUCCGCAAUCGUGGCGUUUUGAAGCUGACGCAGAUCAAAAGAGGGCUCGAUGGUGAUAAUCACUCAAACAAAUAUGAGCUUUUUAAGGAUGCCCUUGAUGACCUGAUCUCAGCUUUGUCUCAUGGAAAAGGCGAUUUGAAACUUAUAGAGCUCCUGAUCCAAAUUUUCGAACGUUUGAACACCAAGAAGCUGAGCCGAUUUGCAUACGAAUACGAUUUGCUAAAGUCCGAACACGCUGCCCAGACACAGCCGCAUGCCGGAACUGCAUUCACUGAAGAAGAUGAUAUUCAGUACGAUCUGAAGCGUCUUGACCAGUUGCUACCCAAUCAACUCAGCCUUUUGCGCGGUUACAAGGAUUUUCUCAAGGAAUUGGGCGUUGAGUCCGCUUCCUCAAAGUUGCUAGUGGAUAUUGAAAACAGAACCACCCCCCGCAAAGAGGUUUCGAUGGACGCAUUUCCGUCUGCCGAACUAUUCAAGACCUUCAAUAAAGAGGAGCCAAAUUGGCAUUCUGUCAUCUUGACCUGCUGCGAUAGUUCGGUGGCAUUAGAUGAGCUUUUGAGGAAACUUAACGAGCUCUUGCCCAAAAAAGGACGAUCAAAAAUUUAUGACAGCUACAUUCUUACUGACCGUCCCAUUGAGGGAGUCAAUUUCGAGCUAGUGGAGACGGGAGACAAUCCAGAAGAAUCAGAGCCUAGAGCAGAGCAAGAAACAGAAGACAAUGAUGUCAUAGUUGCUCCUGAGGAUGAAGAUUCAGGGUCACCCUCCAGGCUAAGUUUUCCUCCUGGUGAGGAUUCCCAACACUACAAGGAGGACACUAAAGAAUCACCGCCCAAAGUGGCAGCCCCUAAUACUACUCCUACCGUUACGAAACGACAAACACGAGCUAAUAGGGAAGCUGAAGCGAAUGAACUCAGCAGUGAAGCUUUUGAGUCACAGUUCUUGUUCCUGGAACAGACUUUACCACAGUACUUGAUGUACUGCGGUGUCAUUGUGGAUGGAUCGGGCAAGUUGACAGAAUUAUUUCUUCCCAAUUCUCAGUUACGAAGUGGGCACCAAGAGCAUGACGACCUAGCUCAUGUAUUCAAUCAGUGGAACAAAGAGGACACGGAAACACUUUUCGUAAAGCUUGAAGAUGGACAUAGCAAUGAAGAGAGCAAAGAAGCUUCGGUGAAAGAAGUCCUUAGCUCGUUGAGUAAAGAAACACUAGAAGAAAGAAGGUCAUUUCACGAUUUAGACGAUGGCGGGCUGAAAAUGGUGAUAUCGUCUAUCAGCGGGACUCGCUUGCAGUUCAAUCAGAUCCGAUUAUCAAUACUAGAUUAUUUGUUCUCAGUCAGGGAGUCGGGGGGCACGCUGGUUACGGACGGAUUCAUGAGCGCAGAUUCUUUGAAACAGCUGCGUCUGUUCACUGAUGCCGUUAGUUUGUAUGUUUAUCGACAAUUGAGCGACAAUCUUUUGGAAAAUGGACCGGUGGAUAUUAGAAGUCUGUCGUUCGGUGUUUCAGUUCUUGAAAUCCUAGUGGAUUACUUCAUUUCCUUGAAAGUGGAUCAAAAACUCAAGAAAUUCGGAACUAAAGCGCUAUAUAACGAGAUUGUCCAGACAGAACAGAUCACAUCACGCAGGAUUGAGCGCUGGAUUUCAAUUUUGAGUGACCAUUUUGAGGACAUAAGUUUGAAUACUUUAUACUCACAGCUAUGGCUCAGAACAAAAUGGAGUCAAAUGUGCUAUUUGCAACAGCUUUCUACUUUUGACUCGGAGGUGCUUUCCACGAUCUUGACCACCAUGGCCAACAUUUCAAAAUCCGUACACGUUGACGUUCUGAUGGUCAAUUUUCCCAACAUUCCACGAUUGAAUAGGGCAAAUAUAGAAGUCCAGCUCUCAAAAAUGAAAAUAUUCAAGACCUUUACUGAGAGUGAUGCUUCCAAUGAGAUUCUUGAGCGAAUUUUAGUUGAUGAUGAUGAACAAAAGUCUAGAUAUAAUAAGGAAGAAAAAGAAAUGGAUGACUUUAUCAACAGAUCGCCCUUUGAGCUGAAGAUGCGUUUAUGGACUAUGCUAUUUAGAUUUUACCGUGAAGCAGAGCUAACGGAUAAAUUUCUACGAGGCUUUGAACGAGUGUUACAGAUAAUGAUGAUGGAAAUUGAGGGGGAUAACUUUGCCGAAAAGACAUUCUUCCAACGCAAGCAACUGUUGCUCAAAAUACUCGGAUUUUUCGAUUUAUUUGCCAAAGAUCUUGUCAACAUCGGAGUCCAGAAACGAUGGGAUUUACAGCUGUCCAACACAAAGAACACUCUUCUUAUAUUAGCGAAAUUCUCAAAGCUUUCUUAUAUCUUUCUGCUCCAUGAGGAUAGUGCUGAAAUUUCAAAUACUCGGACUUCGAUCAGAACAAAAUCCAGAAUUGCUUACAAGAAGCUAGCGGAUAUUGCUGUUGUCAGCUUUACGCUCCUUGGCCUUUACUAUUCUAGCAGUUUGAUAGACCGAAAACCAGAGUAUCUCAAUGACUUCUACGCCAUUUUGCACGAACAACUCGGGCUUCGGCAUAUAUGCAAUGGAUACAAUAGCGCGUUUUUGGAUUUCGUUGAGAAAAGGCUUGUGGAUUUGGAUUGGGAGCAAUCUGAUAACGAUUUCUUCCAGACCUUGAAAUGUCACUAUGGGAUCAAUAUAUCAACCGAUAGUUUUAGUACUUUUGAUCACGGAGCCGAGCCAGGCACAAUGGGAAAGGUCAAUGCAAUCACAGUGAACAAAUAUAUGAUGAAAUACUGUUUUAAGCGCAGGCAUCCAAUUUUUAAUGUUCCCAAGGCAGAUAUCAAGAGCGUUCUGGACAUGAUUUAUGAUGUCUUAGGAGAUCCUGAGCCGGACAACUACUCUGUUUCAAAUAAUAUGGAAGCUCUAACUGAGUAUCUAGAGACCAGAUCUUUAGAUACGCGUCUCAUGAGGCUGUCUUUUUAUGGCUUGUUGUCGAUUCCUCUCGAGGAACCAUGGGCUGAAAAUGAAACAAAUACUUUAGCAGAUGGAGUUUACUUCAUGCAAGGUUUACUUGCCUUAACCUUGUUCAAAAUCCGCAAAAGGACCAUGCAAGGACGCUCGGCUGAGCUUGACUUCGUUAUUAAAAUGUUUGAAUAUGACAUUGCAUCUGGUUCAUACAGAUUUGAGUCCUGGCUUCUCUUGGCACAAGCCUAUUCUUAUUUAGUGGAAGAUGAUAUCAUAUGGACUUCUGACAAACUCAACAACGUGGACAAGAAACGCAACACUGCCAUAUUGCAACGCAAGUCAUUACUCUGCUACUUCAUGUCAAUCAGCUUGUUCACCAGACUGAGCACGGAAAGGCAAGAAGGACUCACUCCGGUUGCCACAAUGCUAUGGACUUCCCUGGGGAAAGAACUUUACAAUGCAAUGAUGAGUCCUAUGGAAAGGCUGGCGCUGGAGGUUGAUUCUACUACUGAAGCAAACUGUGUUGAGACUUCAAGCACGUUGUCAAAUAUUUUUCACCUUCCACUCAAUAUUACCAUGUACAGAGUCCUGGAGAUCUGCUUUCAUCACGCAUGUCAUUUGAACCCGAAAGAUUGGUACACCCAUUUUUAUCUCGCCAAGUCACAAUCUAAACUUAGAGGAAAGAAUCGUUACAAAACUGUCUUCAAAAAUCUGCUCACAGCGUGCGAUCUUGCUCUGAAGGCAAGCGACCGUGAUGAUCAUAUUGUUGAGCCUCAUUAUUUCCUAUGCUCUUUGACCUAUAAGUCAGUAAUGCGUGGGGACGUAUCUCUUGAGGAAGGAUUAGACAUCUUGAAAAGUGAUCCACUGUUCCAGGAGUGCUCAUGUGAGUCAUCAAAUUUAGACCAGUUUGGCAAAAUGAUUAUAGGUCUUCUCCAAAAGUGCAUCAUCUACGAUAAGAAAAACUGGCAGCAUAGGCCCAAGUAUCGCAUCGCCAAAAUUUACAUUGACCAGUAUAAAGAUCUAGAGGCCGCAAAGAAUGAAAUGCUUUCCAUCAUCAACCUCAAAUCUACAGUGCGGAAUCUCAGCAAUAUAUGGAAACCGGAGAAUGAGCGCCCUGGAAAGCAUUUUGUUUACAACUAUAAUUACAUUGUCUUUUUUGUUGAGCUUUUGGAUCGCUCAAAAGACGUUCACUCUUUAUUCCAGCUUAUCAAGAAGCUGAGGAAAUUGGGCUCAAGCAUGGUUGACCAGAUCAAAGUCUUUGAUCUUGCAGUUGCGAAAACUUGCGCUAUGAUAAAAGAAAUUGUGAAGGUUGAGCCGGGAUUCUUGGACGAUGUAUUGUCAAAGCUUGUAUUCUCUGAUUUUGUGGCAAGAAGCAAGGAAUUUGUCAAAAUGAUGAAAGAAAAAGAAAGCUUCACAGACGAAGAAAAGCUGAUUCUGUACUUCUUGUUUGAAGUUGGAGAGUUCAGACGCAUGGCCAAUGGAUUUGCUGCAACAGGUGUGAUAGACGAGUGUUUCCAUACGUUAUUUCUGAUGCUGUUCACUCGUUAUGAGGAUUGGGCUAACAAGGAGGUUGUUCCCGAAUAUGAAAAAUCCUCUCAGGUUGAAUUUGUGGGAGGUAAAGGCAAGUCUGGGCAGCCAUCAACUCCAACUCGUGAAAAAGUCAAGGUUGCGAGAAGAGACAUCACACCUUUUUGUAUUCAGACAAUCAGUGCUGUGAGUAAGCUACUCGACUCAAUUAAGCGAGAACAUGGCGAAGGAACUUUUCUUAAAUAUACAAUAGACGAGAAGAAGAGUCCAGAAAGGAAAAUUAUUAUGAGCGCCCCUGAUGGUGAUGGAGAUGAAGAGACCCCCAAGACUCCCACAAUAAGCUGCAAAGAAUUGAAGUUAGAGCCAGCGAUCGAAUUCAGCAUUAAGCGAGCAUCAGAUGAUGAAGAUUCGUCUCAGGAAGCCAAAAAGCGAAAACCCGACGAGGAGACUUCCACGAACAAGUUAGAGUUAUAG
Messenger RNA from Ogataea haglerorum, 4992 nucleotides. RefSeq lists its product as uncharacterized. The record is from RefSeq and is a predicted model, not a curated record. Lineage: Eukaryota; Fungi; Ascomycota; Pichiomycetes; Pichiales; Pichiaceae. The coding region runs from base 1 to 4992 and encodes 1663 amino acids. Gene Ontology annotation, molecular function: nucleosome binding. The transcript has a single exon. Gene Ontology annotation, cellular component: HIR complex; nucleus. Gene Ontology annotation, biological process: chromatin organization.